AAGACCAACACUUUUAAAGUACAAUAAGUCUCUGAAUUCUUUUUAAUAACGUUGUUAUGCUGUUGCUAACCAAUGAUGAAUAAAGUACUUCUUAGCAUUAAUGCGACUUCUGGUGCUGCAUGGUUUUGCUGAUGGCUUUGUAGUCUGGUUGAUACGUGGUGAGGUUAAGCUUCACGCAGGCGUUGAGACUUCCAUCCGUUAAACGUGAUCGUAGGUUGGUCUUAAUGUUCUUUAGAUGUGAGAAAGACUGCUCACAUGCAUACGUAGAGCCAAACAUUGUCAGUACAGCAAUACUCACACGCUGCAGUGCGUGGUAUGUGACGGGAAGCGCAUUCCAAGUUUUGACAAUCAGCUGGUCCGUGGGUUGAAGUUUUUUCAUUUCUCCCCACUUGUUUGCUCGCCAACUCUGCUUGCUGUCGUGCAAGUCUUUCCAAAUCUUCAUUCAGUGACUUGAACUUAUUCACCCACAUGUCUGAGGCCUUCAGGUCAGCAGCUUGUAGCUCAGAAUCUCUGACGGAGACACCGGGGAUGUAACUCAGGUCGGCGCUGUCCACUGCACACUCGUGUGGAUGGGCGAUGAACUUAAAAAGACGAGUGCGCUCACGAAAUUCUCCAAAGCGCGCUUUGAAUGACUGCAGGAGAUUAGAUGUGAAGCCCGCUAGCUGCUGAAGAUCAAGAUGUUGCGCAGGGUCACUUGCUGUGCAUGCAUCUUUAAACUCUCCCAGUUUUUCAAAGUGUAGUAAACGACCUGUUUCAAUGUCGGCGAUGAAGAGUUCUAGCUUGUUUUCAAAUGCAAACACUGCUAGUUGAAGGGAUAAGACUGUAUUUCCAACACCUUGCAUUUUCACCGUUUCAUCGAUGCAAUUUUAUCACUGCAUAUUAGACACACUGCAGAACCUGCUCUCUCCACAAAGGCGAAUACCUCUGUCCAUUCCUGCUGAAAAGUACGAUACUCCUCAUCUUUUUUUUUUCUUUUAGCCAUCUUCUUCGAUAAAAGGGUUUCUGCAGCUAGCUGACUACUUGAUUAAAAGGAGGGAAGUUUACUUCCUGACCUCACAACGACCCGUGUACGUUACGCAUUAUCCAAUAAAAAUUUGGAGUUGUCCCGGAGGACAGCUGUGAUUGGCUCCAGCCACCCGCAACCAUGAACAUGAGCGGUAGGAAAUGAAUGGUUUGAAAUACAUGAGAAUGUUUUAUAUUUUUAACGUUAUUAGUAUUUUUAAUUAAAGAUUUGUCUGCGAGCCAGAUGCAGCCAUCAAAAGAGCCACAUCUGGCUCGCGAGCUAUAGGUUCCCGACCCCUGCUCUAAACAGUAAAACAAAAUCCUUAAGUUGGGUUAUGGCGGAGUGUAGUUUUUUUGACUGCACUAAUAGUUCGUAAACACCACACAGGAAGUAGGAAAAGAACUACAUUUCCUAUCUGCCCUGGCUGUCACAGGCUAAUAGCACCAGCUGCUUUCCAUCGCCCUAAUGAGUGAUUCUACUGCUGCAACGAGACCAAAUACAAUGAAAGAAUAAACGGUGAGGAAGUGAAAGUGAAAGUCAGUCUCCAUUUUGUGUCGAGGGGAAAAUACAGCAUUUCAGGAGUAAAAACACAGGUUUGAUUUAACACACCGAUGUUGGAGUGAAGUAAACGUGUGUCCUGCUGUAAUCUGGAGAAGGAGACAUGACCUCCAACAUGAGUGUGUCUGGAGAACAGGACUUAAAGAGAGACGAGAGAAUGAUGGAGGGAAAGAGAUCAGACUCACCAGAACCCAGCUGUGUGUCCAUGAAGAGUGACGCGUCAAUGCAUCAUCCACUUCACUUCAGAGACGGAGCCAGUUCUCCUGAUGUGAGACCACAACAGAAGAAAUCAAACCUCAGCAGAAAUCAGCUGGACUCCAUAUUCAAGGAGCUGGAACACAAAGUCAUCUCUCUGAUAAAGAAUGAGCUGAAGAGGUUUAGGAAGCUCCUGAGUCCAGAUUACCCAGCAUGCACUGAGAGGGAGGUGCAGGAUGAGGAGGAUCUGCACAGUGUCAGAGAUGGAGCGCUGAAGAUCACACUGCACGUCCUGAAGAACAUGAACCACACAGAUCUCGCUAACACACUGCACAACAAGUCUGUGGCCUCUGUGUAUCAGCCAAAGCUGAAAUCCAGCCUGAGAGAGAAGUUUAAAAGAAUUAAUGAAGGAAUCUCACAGCAUGGAAGCUCAGCACUUCUGAAUGAGAUCUACACAGAGCUCUACAUCACAGAGGGUUGGAGUGGAGACGUCAAUAAUGAACAUGAGGUGAGACAGAUUGAGACAGCGUCCAGGAGACCAGCAGCACAGGAGACACCCAUCAAAUGUAAUGAUCUCUUUAAAGACAAGUCCAUCAGAAGAGUGCUGACUAAAGGAGUUGCUGGAAUUGGAAAAACAGUCUCUGUGCAGAAGUUCAUUCUGGACUGGGCUGAAGGAAAAGCAAAUCAGGACGUCACCUUCAUGUUUCCACUUCCCUUUAAAGAGCUGAAUCUGAUGAAGCAGAAACAUCUCAGUCUGAUGGAUCUUCUUCAUCACUUUUUCCCUGAGAUGAGAAAACUACAAUUAAUAGACUCCUACAAAGUGGUGUUGAUCUUUGAUGGUCUGGAUGAGUGUCGACUUCCUCUAAAUUUCCAGAAGAAUGAGAGAUUGUGUGAUGGGACAGAGUCAGCCUCAGUGGACGUGCUGCUGACGAACCUCAUCAAGGGGAAUCUGAUUCCCUCUGCUCUCCUCUGGAUAACCUCUCGACCAGGAGCAGCCAAUCAGAUCCCUCCUGAGUGUGUAGACCAGGUAACAGAGGUACGAGGGUUCAGUGAUCCUCAGAAAGAGGAGUACUUCAGGAAGAGGAUCAGUGAUCGGAGCCUGGCCAAUAAAAUCAUCUCACACAUGAAGUCUUCAAGAAGCCUCUACAUCAUGUGCCACAUCCCAGUCUUCUGCUGGAUCUCAGCCACUGUUCUAGAGAGAAUGUUGGGUGAAACAGAGAGUGGAGAGAUCCCCAAGACUCUGACCCAAAUGUUCACACACUUCCUGAUCUUUCAGAUCAAACACAAGGACCAAAAGUACCAUCAGAAAUGUGACCCUGAUCCUCAGCAGACCAGAGAGAGUAUCCUGGCACUGGGAAAACUGGCUUUCCAACAGCUGGAGAAAGGAAACCUGAUCUUCUAUGAGGAAGACCUGAGAGAGUGUGGCAUUGAUGUGAGAGAAGUGUCAGUGUACUCAGGAGUGUGUACCCAAAUCUUCAGAGAGGAGUUUGGGCUUCACCUGGGGAAGGUGUUCAGCUUUGUACAUCUGAGUGUUCAGGAGUUUCUGGCUGCUUUAUACACAUUUCUCUCCUUCAUCAGCAGAAAUGUAACAGAACAACCAACCACUGAUCUGUCUGAUCUUCUCAACAAGUCAGACAUGUCUGAUCUCCUCAGGACUGCAGUGGACAAGGCCUUACAGAGUGAGAAUGGACACCUGGACCUGUUCCUCCGCUUCCUUCUGGGUCUCUCACUGGAGUCCAAUCAGACUCUCUUACAAGGCUUAAUGCCCCAGACAGGAAGCAGCUCUCACAGCAAACAGGAAACAGUCGAGUACAUCAAGGAGAAGAUCAGGGAGAACCCAUCUCCAGAGAAAUCCAUCAAUAUGUUCCACUGUCUGAAUGAACUGAAUGAUCAUUCUCUAGUGCAGGAAGUACAGACUUACCUGAACAGAGGAGAUUACAGUCGUCUCAGUGGAACCAGACUCUCUCCUGCUCAGUGGUCAGCUCUGGUGUUUGUGUUACUGAACUCAGAUCAGGAGCUGGAUGUGUUUAAUUUGAGUAAAUAUGACCGAUCAGAGGAAUGUCUUCUGAAGCUGCUGCCAGUGGUCAAAGCCUCCAGAAGAGCUGAGCUGUGGAGGUGUAAUCUGACAGAGGAAAGCUGUAGAGUUCUGUCCUCAGUUCUCAGAUCAGACUCCUCCAGACUGAGAGAACUGAACCUGAGUGACAAUAACCUGCAGGAUUCAGGAGUGAAGCUGCUCUCUGCUGGACUGGAGAAUCCACACUGUACACUGGAGAUACUGAGUCUGUGUGGGUGUGAUCUGACAGAGGAAAGCUGUAGAGUUCUGUCCUCAGUUCUCAGAUCAAACUCCUCCAGACUGAGAGAACUGAACCUGAGUUACAAUAACCUGCAGGAUUCAGGAGUGAAGCUGCUCUCUGCUGGACUGGAGAAUCCACACUGUACACUGGAGAUGCUGAGGAUGAGUAACUGCAGUAUUACAGAUGAAGGUUGUGCUGCUCUGGCUUCUGCUCUGAGGUCAAACUCCUCAUCACACCUGAGAGAACUGGAUCUGAACGGUAAUAAUCCAGGAGAAUCAGGAGAGAAGCUGCUCUCUGAUCUACUGAAGGAUCCACACUGUAACCUGGAGACACUACACAUUAAGGGUAAUAAACUCACCAGGACUGGCGUAUGACAGGAGUCUCACCUCAAACCUCUUCUCCAGGAUAAAGCAGUCUUGGUGAAGAGUUAGAACCCGUCCCACAUUUCCAGCAGUUUGGGAGCUGAAUCAUUAAACUUAAAGGGGCAGAGCAGAAACAAAGUCAAGAACAGGCAGAAGGUCGUACACAGGAGAAAUCAACACACGUAACCAAAUAUCUGCUGUACAAAGCAACGGCACCGAUCUGCCCCGGGGAUGGAGACUGACGAGGCUUAAGUACACGUCCGGAAAUGUACAGCCAACUCAUCCCAAAGCACGAGGCGGGAGCAGGCGUGUACGAGAUGUGAUCGUCCAAUGGCAAGCAGGAACAUGACGCAUUGCACUGGACUGGGCUUAAAAGAGGAGGAGACAAGACACCCAUCCCUCCCCCGACAUAGACACACGAAUGGAACACAGUACAAACAGAAAUACAACUGAGGACGUAACAAUGGCCAAGUAUCAAAUAAAAUGUAAACUUGCAUUGAUGAAGGUAAUGUUGUUAGUAAUUGUUUAUAAAUUACCAUGGUAACACAGAGCUCCAAGGUAUAAAAAUAUGGAGUUUGUCAUCAAUCGAACAAUAACCAGUUUUAAUACCUAAAAAAGUUUACGUAGCAAAAUUUAGCAAAGCGCUUUACAGUAAAUUAAAAUGUAAAAUUAAACUAAUGAAUUGUUGUGCAGCACAUGCUUAUGUUAAUGUUUGUUUCAUUAUAUGAUCAUAUAAAUAAAUAAAUACUCCCAAAGUCACCAGAAUUGAAAGCUUUUUGCUGUUAAACAUUUAGAGAUUGAGGUUGUGGUGACUCAGUAGUUCACUCAGUAUAUCUGGGUAAGACACAGUGAACGACUCACUGCUGGCAUUCAUGAAGAAGUCAUAAACUCCACUGGAAUAAUAAAUAGGAUCUAAUAAAACCAUGAGUGGAAAUUAUUGGUGUAAGUUUGUUAGGAUAGACUUCCUCCAACCUGGAACUAUAUCCUCCAGUCCACGCGGUGGCGGUAACGCGCCUAACAGCUGCGUCUCCGACCAGUAGAAAUCACAGAAGAAGAAAAAGCUGCAGCGGGUAUCUCCUGAGCAGUUGAGUUAUUACACCGAACUAAUCAUCUCCAGAUUAAAUUAUUUCUGACAGUUUUACAGUUAGGUUUGAUCCAGUUUAAAAGUAAAAGCUGGUUAUUUUGUCUGUGUUUGAGGAAUUAAAACUCCGUUCUGUUUUUAAACCCGAGAUAAGUUAAACGGAAGCUGUGUGGCCGAAUCCCAAAUUGAUGUCAUUUCCGGUUUAAGUGCACUACAUUAGGGAUGAAAUAAUGACAGUCUACACCCUAUGUAGUGCACUAUGUAACUCAUGAGGAGAGAUUUGUUAUUCUGUUUUAGCGGCACUAUUUAAGCAUAACCUUACUUUAUCCUAAAAUCCAUUGUUUGCUCCCUGCUUAUAGCAACUAAAAUAAACAACAGUGAGUGUAAAAGUGGCUAAGUCAUUUAUCAGCUAAAAUAACUUUAAAUUUCUGUAAUGUUUUUAAUGUAUAAACUGCUAAACUGAGGUGAAGUUGGGUUUAUAUUGGACAUUCACUGCAAAUUCGAGCUUCUAUUUCUCAAGAAAUAAACACAAAAAGGACAAAGUGUGUGUGUGUGUGUAGCUGGCGAGGUGACUUUGUAAAGAAAUACUACGCGCAUGCGCACUUAAGCAUUCACGUCAACAUGUCCGCCAUAUUGAUGAGGGAAAGACCGCGCUGUAAACAAAUACAAGUAAACGGAGGAGCUGUGGUUUUUCUGGAUAAUAAUUUACAUGAUUUACCGGAGAUGAUAACGGCAUCGUUUUCAAAAACUUGUCCUUUGAAACCCGUUUUCCAAAGUUUUCAGACCCCGAAACGCCGUCGUCAUGGAAACGAACAGCCAAACCGCAUCAAAAGUUUUCGGUUUUUAUUUGAAAACGUUGUGGUGUAAACGGCCCCUUAACAACUACAGCAAAAUGCUGCUUUUAUUGCUGAAGUCUUUCUGUAAACAAAUAGAAAUGAAAUAGAAUUUUUAUGAUUCACACUAUAUUACACUCCAUUCUUCUUCUCAAAGAUAACUCUAUUUUGAAAAUAAUCAAGAUUUCUUUUGUUAAAAAAUCUAUUUCAUGAUGCAGCUGAUUAUUAGAGCUGCAACUAACGAUUAUUUUCACAAUCGAUUAAUUGGUCGGUUAUUUUUUCGAUUAAUCUGAUGGGGGCGGGGCAAACUUUCAGUGCCUUUUUUUGUUUAUUUAAAAUAAAAUCCACAAACUGAGUGUUACAAAUAUAAAUUCAGACUAAAACUUUACACAGAUGUUUGUCCAAAACAGAAAAGAACCCAAUACACACACACACACACACACACACACACACACACAUAUUAUAUAUAUAUAUACAUAUACAUAUACACAUAUAUAUAAUUAAUUAAUUUAGGACUGUAGUUUAAUUCGGUGCUUUUUGUGCAUCCAUAAAAAAAAUAAUGCAUAAGUACUUAUAUAAUAUAAAUGUAAACUAACUAAAUAAGAUAAAUAUACAUAAACAUUUAUAAAUAGUUAGAUAGAUAGCAUUAUUUUUUAUGGAUGCAUAAAAAGCACCGAAUUAAACUCCAGUCCUAAAUGAAUAAUAAAAACUCACUUUCACUGCACCUUGUGGUUUCUGUAUCUUGGUGUCUUUAGACAUUAUUUUACUUUUGAUCAUAAUAUUUGAAUUAGACAUUACAGAUCUUACUCGCGCUACACUCUGUAUCAGCGCGUCUACACCGCGCGUGACCAGCAACGCGGCCUCGUUACUAACACUUUAUUUUCAGUGCUUUUUGAACUGUCUCUCAGCCCUAAAUAGUUCCGCGGGAUUUGUGUGGAAUUGGGAUGAACGUCUAGUUAAAGGGUUGAUGUCUCGCUGGCGCAGUGAUUUGUUCUUUAGGAGUGUUUUUCUCUUGAACAGCUCUCUGUGUGGAGACUUGAGGUAGUUCUGUAGUCACAGGUGCACAAAUCAGUCACACAGCUCCAGCUCCACCUGCGCCUCUCGCAGGGAAACGGUUUCUGUGCACUGGCUCCGUCCCAAAUCACCUUGUAUGGAAUCUCUAUCUCUAGUGCACUAGGUGCGGUAGAGACUCCAUUCGUUCAGACCGUGUGUAGUGUACCUAGAUACGCAGUCGUGCAGGAUUUGGGCACAGGCCACGCUAAUGAAACAUCAUCCAUUUCAAGUCAAGUUGCUAUUGUUAAACAUUUCACUAAAACCUGUAUGGAAACGUUGCUGUUCAGUUGUUCUAUAAGCGCAAUUUCAACCAAAUACAGUGGAGUGUAAAAGUUUGUACCCCCUUUUGGUUUCUUUUGGACGGAAGGGUGUUAAAUGUCAUAAACACUACACAAUUUGACUAAUCCCUUCUAUUGUGCGCUGGAAGAUCGCUGGACUUGAAGCAACUCCAAAUGGUGGCCUGUUUGUCCAAAGCCCGUGGUGGUGGAAGUGCAUGGCGUGUGUGUGGGAGCAGGUCUGUUGGGAGUGUUAAGUACCAUCUCAUACACUCAGCAAACAAUAUGGAUGGAACUUUCCAGAGUUGUGGUGUCACUUUUCGUGCAAAGCUUUAACCAUCAGAGAGUUAUCUUUUACUGGGGCUUUUAGCUGCAGGAGACUGAAUUACUAACAGUUUUUUUUUGUGGAUCUGAUUUCUUCUUUCGCAGGAGUGGAUCUAAUCACAGCCUGUGAUAUUCGUCUGUGCACACAGGAUGCCUGGUUUCAGGUGAAGUCGUGUGUUCCCUGAUGGUCAAUGAUUGCUGGAGCUCUGGAAAUAGCAGGUGAGAUUGCAGGCCGGAGUCCCGUCGCUGUCCAGGGAACCAAAAUCAACCUCCUCUACUCCUGAGACCACAGUGUGACUGAGAGCCUAGACUACAUGGCUACUUGGAACAUGAACAUGUUGCAGACACAGGAUCUUAUGAAGUCAGCGCAGGCAGCCCUGGAAAAGAAGAGUCCGAAAGACGUGCCCUUCUCCAAGCUUUAAAGGAGAAGAUCCAGGGCUGUUGAAGCUGCGGUGGAACUGAGACUUCAUCAUCCACAUAUCUUUAGUUCUUCUUGUUAAGUCUGAGUUUCUUUUUAGUCUUUUUAUUUUUAGACUGGUCAAAAGACUGAUUAGUGGAAGUGAAAUGAUGGAUGAACUUUUAAUUACUUGCUUUAUUAUUUGCAGGUGCUUUGUACAGUAAGACAGGGUAACUAAUACUCAAAAGCUUGUUUUGUGUGUUAACAUGUACAGUAGAUGUACAUAUUUUUUCUGGUCCUGUGUGAUUGCAGAAUGUAGUGCAGUUAACACAGUAAAUUUCCUUGGAUGCUCACUUUUAACUCGAGGAGGUCACAGUUUGCCCAGACAUCUUUUUUUAAAUCCGUCAAUCCGUCACCCACACGUCAUUCUGGGGGACGAAGAGGAGGAAGCUGGACAGAUACAUUUAUUUAUUUAUUUAUUUAUUUAUUUAUUUAUCAUUGCUGUGUUUCCUCAAUCCAGUGCAGAAAGAAGAAAAACACAACUGAUUUAAAAUAAAAAUAUAGAACAUAAUCUAAUGUAAGGUUCUGAUCCGGUUUGCUUUCAGCAGGAAGGCUGUCCUCUUUCCUGUUGCUCUUUCUCUUCUAUUAGUCCAUUUGUCCAGUCUGAAUCGGUUUGAUUCGUUUCAAGACGAUUUGGAGUCGAAUAAUUUUCUAGUGAGAGUCGCACACUUCCAAACGAACUAGACUGAGAUGAGUAUUUGAUUCUCACUAGAAAGUGAUUCGACUCUGAAUCAACUCAAAAUGAAUCAGUCAAACUGAUUCAGACUCUAUAAAAGGACUAUGAGAUGUGAUUAAGAUAUAUAUUCCAAUGUUUUGCUUUACAAUUCCACUGUGUGUGUGUGCGCGCACGUGUGUUUUUCAGGAGAACGAGAAACUCGGACACAAGAGUACAUCCUGACCAUUGGUACUGUGUACACAUCAACAUACACGCAUGUCUUCAUGUUGGACAUCUCAGGAGCUUUCACACACGGUGCUAGGAAUAUCCCGGGACAGAGAAACGCACCUCCUAAGUGAGCGAGUUUAGCGUCAACCGGUGAAAUUUUCUGUAGCGUGAACACUUCGCCUCUGUGAGCUUCACUCUCCGUCAGGUUCACUGUAAUUAGACAUAAAAUGUACAUAAUGUUUAUUUUUCAUACAUUUAGGAUUUAAUGUUUUUCUUUACUCUUUGAGGAACAGAAAUGAUCUUUUGAGGCAGUUUCAUCACUACCUGCUCCGUUUGAUUAAAACAUAACGACCAGUUUCAAAAAGUCACAAUGUCUUCAGUUCAUGUGAUUUUACUGUUGAAUUUAAACAGGAAAUGUGAAAUAUUUUUUCCUUUGUUUCCUCUACUGUCUUUUUGCUGUGAUCUUGAACACAGUUGUAAUUUUAUUAUUAUUUUUUAAAUAAAUAAAUGAUCAUUCUAUUCUUUCUCACUUUCCUUGUCCUAAUUGUCCUGUAUCUGUUAAAUCCGUUUCAUCUGUGGUCUUUCUGUCUGUAUGAACACUUGUAGAAAUGACAUAUAGUCUAUAUUUUUAUUCAUGAUUUUGAAUUUAAAUAAAGAUAUUCUUUAAUUCUG
Ictalurus furcatus (blue catfish) is the source of this 9990-nucleotide messenger RNA. Its product is annotated as NACHT, LRR and PYD domains-containing protein 4-like. Bases 1665 to 4424 code for a protein of 919 amino acids. Gene Ontology annotation, molecular function: protein binding. The record is from RefSeq and is a predicted model, not a curated record. Lineage: Eukaryota; Metazoa; Chordata; Actinopteri; Siluriformes; Ictaluridae. The transcript is spliced from 15 exons.